UCCCUCUUCCCCUUGUGCCAGCCCACCCACAGCCGGAAGGGAACCACGCGCAAGGCCCCCACCCAAACGGCUAUAAUUAGAGGAGAGACACGGUUCUUCCCAUAAGCCCCCUGCUCCUGCCUCCUCCUCCUCCUCAUCUCGCUAUUCCUUUCCGCUCCCACACCACGCGCAAACGUCCACAACCCUUUGUAUUUCCACACAACACCCUCCCCUGUACGUGACCAACUCCGACAGCGGAGACACGAAUCGAGCCGUGUCGACAACAAACAAUUAGCCCAGACCCCGAGGACACCAGCGCAAAAACACCGCCCGCCACCGGGGCGGCCAAGAGACCGCCGCCGCCGGCCGAUCGGAGCACCAUUGGAGCCGCGCGCGCCCCUCCGCCUGCCCCCGCGCGUCCGGGCGCUGACCCGUCGCAGCGCCGUCGCCCGCGCUGCCGCGAUGGAGUCUGCCGGCUACUACACCAACUGCAAGAAGACCGACGGAAUCUGCGAGGGCAUCUGCGACGGCGAGCAUGGUUCAAAGGCUGUUCUGAGCAUGUCAAGGCUGAAGUGUGCACUUCGGGGAUUUGAUUUAAAGGCCCUUCUGUUCCUGCUGAUUGGUGUGCCGAUUAUAAUUUUCGUCAUAUAUGUUCAUGGCCAGAAGGUCACUUAUUUCCUCAGACCAAUCUGGGAGAAGCCCCCGAAGCCUUUCACUGUACUUCCUCACUACUAUCAUGAAAAUGUUUCGAUGGCAAACCUCUGCAAGUUGCAUGGAUGGAAGGUCCGAGAGGCUCCACGGCGUGUCUUUGACGCGGUGCUUUUCAGCAACGAGCUCGACAUUCUUGAUAUUCGUUGGCACGAGCUUAGCCCGUAUGUGUCAGAAUUUGUGCUGCUCGAGUCCAAUUCAACAUUUACUGGCCUUGAAAAGAAGCUCCACUUCAAGGAAAACCGCCAAAAGUUUGAGUUUGCUGAAUCACGGUUGACCUAUGGUAUGAUAGGGGGGAGGUUUGUGAAGGGUGAGAACCCAUUUGUGGAGGAAUCAUAUCAGAGAGUCGCGCUUGACCAGCUUCUAAAGAUCGCCGGGAUCACCGACGAUGACCUGUUGAUUAUGUCUGAUGUUGAUGAGAUCCCAAGUGGUCAUACAAUCAACCUGUUGAGAUGGUGCGAUGAUACGCCUGAGAUACUUCACCUUCAGCUGAAGAACUAUCUCUACUCGUUUCAAUUUAUGCUUGAUGAUAAGAGUUGGAGGGCUUCAGUACACAGAUACCGAGCGGGGAAGACGAGGUAUGCCCAUUACCGGCAAACUGACGACCUUCUGGCAGACUCAGGAUGGCACUGCAGCUUUUGCUUUCGGUACAUAAAUGAUUUUGUCUUCAAAAUGAAAGCCUACAGCCAUGUGGACCGGAUCAGAUUCAGCUACUUCCUGAACCCCAAAAGAAUUCAGCAUGUGAUAUGCCAAGGGGCUGAUCUCUUUGAUAUGCUUCCGGAGGAGUACACGUUCCAAGAGAUCAUCGCCAAGCUUGGUCCAAUCCCAAGUACGUAUUCAGCGGUUCAUCUUCCCGCCUAUCUGCUCGAGAAGGUUGAUCAGUACAGGUAUCUUCUUCCUGGCAACUGCAUGAGAGAAAGUGGGUAGCCUCGGCCGUUUCCAUCAAGAUGUGAUGCCCCCUUGGGGAAGAGCGUGGCUUAGCGGUUGUAUUUGAUACCAGUGGCUGGCUGACUUAGUUGGAAUGGCGGUUGUGUUGGGUUCAUGAUUUUGUACCAUGUAAUUCAAAACAAUGGAUGGAGGGCCUGACAGCAUAGCGCAUGCUCCAUGGGCCGCUGCGUGCAUGUUUUAUUUUUGGAAGAGGAGCUUAGCCACCUGAGUCUCUUGUUGAUUCAUUGCUUCCAUGAUUGAUUUAUGAACUCAGAAAAUAUAUUGUAGAUUACAGACUGAGUGUGACAUUUGCAGCAGUUUCUCAUUGUUACCUUGUGGUGUACAUUAUUA
This is a messenger RNA of Triticum dicoccoides, 1965 nucleotides long. Its product is annotated as beta-1,4-mannosyl-glycoprotein 4-beta-N-acetylglucosaminyltransferase-like. Gene Ontology annotation, cellular component: membrane. Bases 442 to 1614 code for a protein of 390 amino acids. Gene Ontology annotation, biological process: N-acetylglucosamine metabolic process. The transcript has 2 exons. Gene Ontology annotation, molecular function: beta-1,4-mannosylglycoprotein 4-beta-N-acetylglucosaminyltransferase activity. The record is from RefSeq and is a predicted model, not a curated record. NCBI's taxonomy places the organism in Eukaryota, Viridiplantae, Streptophyta, Magnoliopsida, Poales, Poaceae.